Microplitis mediator is the source of this 1654-nucleotide messenger RNA. RefSeq names its product protein TSSC4. The record is from RefSeq and is a predicted model, not a curated record. The transcript is spliced from 2 exons. Lineage: Eukaryota; Metazoa; Arthropoda; Insecta; Hymenoptera; Braconidae. Bases 210 to 923 code for a protein of 237 amino acids.
AUUUUCAUUCUCCAUUUCUCUUUAAUUUCAAUACACUCAUUAACCUAAAAACAAAAACAAUUUUCAUAACAUUGUGACUGACUAAUAAUUAAUUCGACUUUAAAAAAGUCUUCAAUGUGAUUUAAAAAAUUAUCAUCUUCUUUAAAAAUCAAACUUCAUUUGUAAAAAUAAUAACAAUAAAAAAUAUCAUCGGGAAGGAGACAAAGAAGAUGAAGGUUCCAACGACGAGUUUCCAACUGCAAAGUGAUAAAAAUUCAGAUUUUUACAAUCGACAGCAAGCACUUUUUGAUCAACUGUCACAAGCAGAAAAAAAUUGUAAGAAAGAUCAAUCGACUCCAAUCGACACCAGUGAGUUUGAGCGCGAAAAAUUUCGUCGGCCACCACCUCCUGGCAAACGUCGAAAAAACGAAGCCAGACAAUUUCGAGGUAAAGAAAGUAUCUUCAAGCAGGCAAGUUUACCAUCUCCUUUCUCCGAUCGUAGCGUCCCAGAUUAUCAUAAAAAUCCUCACAAAUGGAAGAGAUACACUUUGGAUGACGUAGCCGAUGCUGAUAUGAGCGACAAAAAUAAUACAAGAACGGCACUGUCGUUUCUCAAAGAAUUGGAAGCACGAAGAUCAAAAGAUGAACUUGAUGAGCAAUUGAGGAUGCAAGUCGAUGAUAUUAAGUCGACCGGAAUGUCAAGUUGUUCAACAUCGAGCUCGAUAAUAAAAUUCAAAAAACCUAAAGUUAAAGAGCAAACUUUUACUGAGAUUGUGGAGCCCGAUAACACGCCUAUUUUCGUUGGUAGUAAAAUUAUUCUUCCUGAAUAUGUAGUGGGUCAGAAACCGAUUAGUAAAUCGAAGAAAGAUAAGAAGAACUUUGUCAAAGUAGAUCGUAGUAAACAAAUGAAAUUGGAUCACCUGCAGGAGUACGAAGACGAAUAAAUAUUUUAUUUCGUGUUAAUAAUUACAGAAGGACUUAUAUUUUUAUAUGCCCUUUUGGCUUCAGUCAUUAAAGGGGGAAAGGGGUCUGAGAUACAAAAAAAGAGAAUAUUUUUGUGAUUUUUUUUCAGCGUAACUUCUUUAUUAAAAUUCUUAAAAUUAGUGAAAUUAUUCAGCAUCAUUUCAAGAAGAUUCUACUAAAUUUUCAUAAAAAAAUAUUGCAAAAUAAGCCAGUGGCAGUGGGGAGAGACGAGUCACUUUAAAAAAAGUCUUCAUGCCGUAGGCAGGAUAACUCAUGACUGCAUCUGAAAUUAAAAAACCAAAAAGAUUUCUUUAGUACAUAAGUUUAUCUUGGAUUUGAACGAAGGAAUAAACAAAAUAUUCAUUUUUUAAUUUUUGGUAAAGAUGCAAUCAAAAAAUUCUGAUUUUUACCAAAAAUUGCUCCUUUUUUGUUUAAUUAAAAAAUAAGUAGUUAUUGAGAAAAAAAAUCCUUCGUUCAAUUCCAAGAUAAAUUUAUGUACUGAAGAAAUCUUUUUGGUUUUUUAGUUUCAGAUGCAGUCAUGAGUUAUCCUGCCAACCGUAUGGAGACUUUUUUUAAAGUGACUCGACUCUCCCCACUACCGCUGGCUUAUUUUUCCAUAUUUUUAUGAAAAUUUAGCAGAUUAUUCUUGUAAUGAGCCUUAAUAAUCUCACAAAUUUUAAGAAUCUUAAUAAAGAAGAUCUGAAAAAAAAAA